Molecule: messenger RNA, 6532 nt
Organism: Trichomycterus rosablanca
Lineage: Eukaryota; Metazoa; Chordata; Actinopteri; Siluriformes; Trichomycteridae
Product: sterile alpha motif domain-containing protein 9-like
Exons: 4
Coding region: 108-4586 (1492 amino acids)
Cellular component (GO): cytoplasm
Molecular function (GO): protein binding
Source: RefSeq, a predicted model, not a curated record
UACAGAAGUUAUCUGAGGAAAUAUUUGUCCGUAGAUACUUUGGACCACACGGCGUAAAGCGAGAUGUGUCACUUGAACAACAGCUCGAAUGCUUGAUUGUUUCUAGAAUGGCUGAGACAGAAGCUGUGGAAAAGAACAGUAAAGGCGAAAUACCAUUCAAAUUUCCUGCCGAUAUUAAGGACUGGAAGAAAGAACAUGUGAGAGAUUGGAUUCAUGGAUUACCAGAUGUGGACAGUGAAAGUGCAAAUAUUUUGUGUAAUAACGACAUUACUGGGCCUAGUCUUUUAUUGCUGGAGAAGUCUGAUCUUCUAAAUAUAGGCAUUAAGCUGGGUCCAGCAAUACUGAUUAUUGACAAGAGAGAGGAACUGAAGUCUUAUCAGGUAAACAGACAACAGAACCCAAUUGCUAAUUUAUGCAAGCCCUACCCUUUCAACAGAUUUCACUCUGCCCACAGAUACAAGGAAAACAGCAUACUUGAUGUAAUAGAAACAGGUCCUCUAAACCUCAUAGAGCCAUGCCAUGAGUAUAAAGCAUUUGUCAAUUUCAAUGAUGUGACGGAAAAAGAUAAAUUGAAUAAGUUUACAGAUGAAGUUAUAAGAUUUGCUUCUGCCUGCAUGAAUAGCCGCACUAAUGGUACUAUUCAUUUUGGUGUUGGAGAUUUACCAGACUACGAACAUGGGCAAAUUUUGGGUACUUACGUUGAAAACAGAGAAGCAUUUGAAACAGCGCGAGUUGAAGCAAUUAAGGGCCAUUUUGAAGGUAAUCAAAUCAAUGUGGCAGAAAAAUGUAUUAAACCUCCUAGAUUUGUUGAGGUACUUGAUGCAGAUAAAUUCUUAGCAAAGUAUGUCAUUGAGGUUGACGUUGAGCCAUUAUCCUUUAUUUGCAACGAAAGCUCAUUUCACGUUUACAAGAUAAACUCAAGAAAAUAUAAAAAAUCAGGCAAAGGUGUGGGUGCAAAAUUAUAUUACAUUCGAGAUAGUAGUAGUAGCAGAAAUCUGCUCAGUGAAUCUUCUUCAGAAGAGUACCGCAAACAUAUUGAAAACAUGCCGCAUUUGUCCCAGAUGAGGAAAGAAGCUGAGAAAAAACACCUUACCAAUGUUAAAGACAGUGUGCAGGGUUCUAAGCUUUGUGAGAUGCUAACAGGAGGUUCUCAUUCUCUGGACAAAUCUAAUUUUGAGCAGUACAUUCUAGUUACCAACAAAUCCCAUUUAGUUCAAAGAGAAUCACUGUCAUUCCUUCUAGACCUGAACCUGACAGCUGUUUUGGACUUUGAUCCAGAAUCUGCCGACACUGGCUUAAAAAAGGUGUUUGAGGAGAGAAACACUAAUGUUCAUAAACCUGUGAAUUAUAAAAUCACAGAGGCAGUUGAGGAUAUAGCAUGUAAGCUUAAGCUAACCAGAACCACUAGCUGGGUUUUCUGUAAUGGAGAAGUGAAUGAUGAACAACCCUCUGAUCUUGGUAACUGGCUGAGAGAGAAAGGGUCCUCUGCCCGUGAUGUGGUGUCAUUUCUUUGUCGAAAAGAAGUGUUGCCUCACAAGAAAUUUCUUGUAAUAUUUACGCUGUUAAGUGAUGUUACUGACAUACAUGAUCCUCUGCUUGAGACUUUCAGUAUGUUUUGGCAGGAGCUGAAUGGUACGAAGCAAAUCUUAUGCAUAUGUGAAAAUGAAAGUUCAUAUAUUCACUGGAAUGAACUCAUUAAUUGUCGAUAUAGUGUAGACAUUUCUAAAAGAUGCAUUUAUGAGCUCAGCCUUGCUGAGAUUAAUGGCACUGUGCUCAAUCUUUGGUCAGAAAAUCGAAAAUUAGAUAGAUUUUUGCCUGGUGGGUGUGGUAAAGUUCUGUUACCCAAGAAAGUGGAGGGCAGUUUAGAUACACUGAAUGUUCUUUGUGUAAACCAGUGCGAAGGAGGCAAUGAGGACAAACUCCAAUUGGAGGAAAGUUUUUACAAGGGAGGGAAGGUGUCUUGGUGGAACUUCUACUUUUCAGAGCAGGCUGGAUCAGUGCCAUUUAUCAAACGAGACAAGGUUGACUACAUCAUUGAUACUAUGAUACCAGAUAUGUGCUCCCUCAGGAAAGCUUGUGUUCGUUUGAACGUAUGUCAUAUCACUGGUUGUGGAGGAACUACUCUAGCCAUGCAUGUCUUGUGGAAUGUAAAAGAGAAAUUUCGUUGUGCUGUAUUAAAAAACAAUGCAGCUGAUUAUGCUGAUGUAGCCCAACAAGUAGUUACCUUGUUGACUUUUGAGAAAAAUGAGCAACAAGCUCAGCUUCCGGUUUUGCUCAUGAUUGAUGACUUUAAAGACAUUAAUGAUAUAAAUGAUCUCCAACAGCACAUUGAAACAGAAUGUCUAAAAAAAGUGGUUACCUUCAGGUUUCCCCAAGUCAUACUUUUAAAUUGCAUGAGAACAGACCGGAUUGAACAAACUGAAGCAACAGAUGAUACAGUUUUCAUCGGCAACAAACUAUCAGAGAAUGAAAAAAAAUUCUUUGAGAAAAAGUUGGAGGAAAUUGAAAAAAUCUACACAAAUGCUGAAACAUUCUAUGGUUUCAUGAUCCUGAAAACAGAUUUUUCAACAAAGUAUAUACAGGGUGUUGUCAAAAAUACCCUGAAGGGCUUUAACUUUAAAAAUAAACAUGCACAACUAAUCGCAGUUUUAGUACUUUUGGAAUGCUACAGCAAGAGUGCAGGUUUGUCAGUUUCAGUUUGUGAAGAAUUUCUAGGUCCACCACAUUCUAGUUCAUGCAAAGUGGAGGAUGGCUUUGAAAAGUUUUCCACUCUUGUUACACGGUGCUUAGUAGAGUCUUCUGUGAAGUUUGAGGCUAUAAAGGUGAUCCACUCAAGUGUGGCAGAACACUGUUUAGAAGAACUUACAGAUACAUUUAAUGUAUAUAAAGAACAAAUAAUUACAUUCCUGAUCACAACAGAUGUGUUUUACAGUUGCAUUCAGGGAAAAAAAAAACUCAAGCAAGAUGUCCACAAUAUGUUGGUUAAAAGGUCAGCUACUUCCAAGUUUUCACCUCUUAUCCAAGACAUUGCAAAGGAGACUCCUGGACUUGAAGAAAAGGUUUUACUCAAUGCUGAAAAACGCUUGGGUAACAAUGCAGUAAUGUUCCAGCUUCUUUCAAGGUACUAUUAUCUGAAGAAAAAAGACUAUAGAGAGGCAAACCCGUGGGCAAAAAAGGCAAGAGAUCUUCAGAAGGAUAGCUCCUACUUUUGUGAUACAUGUGCACAAGUAAUUAAGCACGAGCUGAAAGAUGCCAUCAGCAAUGACAAAGACAAUCCAAUCAAAGCUGACAGAUUGGAAGAGUAUCUCAAAAUGGCUGAGUCUGCCACAGAGGUUUUCAAAGAAACACAGGCCAUUGCUAAAAAGGAAAUUUCUGAUCAAUAUCAAGGGAAAAGGGAUUUUAGUCCCUAUAACACAGCAGGUCACCUUGGUGAGCUGCAGGUUGCUGUAAUGGUGAUUGACAUACUACAGAGGUGCCCAUUAUUUUCUGUAGAUGUUCUGUGUCAGAUUCUCUCAGGUAAAACAAAAAUAGAUGAUGUGAAAGCACAAGAUCCAGAUCAGACAACGAAUACAUCCUAUUACAAUGUAUUGCCCAAGUUUGAAGAUCUCCUUUAUAACCUCAAACACAACAUGAAAAACCAAUUCGAUUUCUUUGACAGUUAUUUUGUCAACUUGAGGCCAUAUCAUCCCGAAAUAGAUCAACACAAGUUGAAUCUGCGACAGAAGACUUCCAAGUGCUUUCAAGAAUAUGCUAACCUUUUUUUAAGUUCAGAAUCUCAGGAAAUGAGUAGAAACCAAGCCUGGGGCAUCAUGAACCAGAUUGAAGAAAAGAGACUGUUUCUGGAAAAGAGCAAAGCUGAUUCUUUUAGUGGACUGCUUGACUGUUUUUACAGCAUAAACUCCGCAGAAAACAUUGAACAAAUUGCUACAUAUUAUAGGUUUAUUUUAGAUAAAUCUGAAAAUAGAUGCUGUAAAGACACUGUCAACUACUUUUAUGCAAAUAUUGUUCUCAGUCAAGUUAAACCUGAAUCUCGGCACCUUCUGUCAUACAAGAAGCUUGUUAGUCUGCUUUUUCAGACACUUUCAUGUCCCACCCCUUCUAGUGAAAGCUUACCACUGCAUUUCAUUGCAGUUAUGAUGGCAUGGCCUGAGACAGGUGGCAAAUCAAGUGACAAGUUGGGGAGUUAUAUAACGCAGAUGAGAAAUUCUUUUGACAAUACAAUGAAACAUGUUUGCCAUGGCAAAAGAGCAACUAUUCAUUUUUACCUGGGAAGGAAAACAGGUUACAUGCGUCUGAUCCCUCAGAAGGAUAUUGAUGAAUGUGUGGGUCCAGAGAACACAAUUGUAUCUCAGUUGCAAAGUGGAAAGCUAUGGAAACACGACAGAGUGAUAAAUAUGCUCCUCAGAGUUACAGGAACAAUUUCCAAAGACUACAUUAUGGCAGAAACAUCCAAUGCUAAUUUGAAAGUUGAAGUUUUACCAUUUUUCAAAAGUCAGUUAGGUAAAAGACCUGGAUCCAGAGUAUCAUUUUUUGUUGGUUUUUCCAUGAAUGGGCCAAUUGCGGUAGACGUUCAGCCUGUAAUGUAGGUUUUUAACUGACACAUGGGUAAAAAAUGUGGUUGACAAAACUUAAAUGAAUUGCUCUACAACAUUUUACCUACCAAGGCAUAAUGUGUACAUUUGUUUUUUUGAUAAAAUAAGAAGGCUAUCAGACACUGACCUUUAAUAAGGCCAGACUCAUAUUCUAAUAGUCUUUCAUUAGCCUGUCAUGGCUUAUGUAGCUGGCUAAUUACUAAAUAGUUUUUAGUUAAGUGUUACAGAUUAACUUGAUGAACUUGUUUGUAAAAUAGAUCACAAAAUGAUGUGCUUCUUGGCAACAAAAUAUUGUAUGUCAAGUGAGAUGACGAUUGUUUUCAUUUAGGAUUCAUUUACUGUAGUGUUUAAACAUGGCCAUGUUAAUUAGUUGAGCUAUGUAUGUUUGGUUUAUUGUAGUUUAUUUUUAACUGUUUUUUAUUACAGAGUUUGUCGCAUUUCAUCAUUUUAGUUUUGCCAUUUGAUUGUCACCGUUGACUAUUUUAACAGUUGUAUUUAUUUAAAGAUUUCAAAACUUUUUUCCCACUUAAUAUUGUUAAUACUGUGUGAAUAUUGUACAAUCUAUUAUUUUUAAUUUUGGUGGAUUAUUUUUUGUCUUUUGUUUCUACUAUAUCAUAUUUUGAAUAACAAUAAAUAUGUUAAUUGACAAUUUUGUUGCCAUCAUCAACAUUAAGAAACAAAAUAAAAUGUUAAUGUUAAAUUAAAAGAAAAGCCUGUACUAAAAGCCAGUACCAAGUUAGUCUGAACCUUUUUUGGGGCCCAAUAUGUAACUAGCUAGGGCCUGGUGUGUAAUUAGCCCCCAUGUGUUAUCUUUUUAUCUGUACAUAUGGACUGUGAAUAAUUUAAUGUUACAAGAACGGAGAUUAACAUAAACAUUGAGGGAAUAUUUUCAAUAUAUUAAAUAUAUUAAAUAUGAAAAUGCAUUCAAAUAGUUUAAGUUCUAGAUAUAAACUGUGCACAAAAAUACAAUUUUACCUACUUUAUAUUAAGAUAAAAAUGUUGCCACUUCUGAUUUGAAAGAAAUCACAACAUUUUGGUGAAUGAAAUUUCUUAAUGACAAAAUUAUUAAACAUCACCCGAAUGUAAAAAUUGCAGAGCCAUCGCAAACACUUUAAAUAUCCUUGUCAUUUUAAUCAGUUAAAUUGUCACUAGACAGGUGGCACAUGCCUGAUUUCUGAAUCUGCUUUUAAAAACAGCAAGAAACCACAGUUACACACUAAACAUUGGACUGCACUCACUCACUCACUUUUUAACCGCUUAUCCAAUCAGGGUCACGUACAGUCACCAAUUCAAUGUCUCCAAUUAACUGAUGGCAUGUUUUUGGACUGUGGGAAGAAACCCACACAGACACGGGGAGAACAUGCAAACUCCACACAGAAAGGACCCGGACUGCCCCGUCUGGGGAUCUAAUCCAGGAUCUUCUUGAUGUGCUACCCACCGAGCUACAAUUUGCCAAAAUUUGCACCCAAGCAAAUACAUUAAACAGUAGUCAGAUGAAACACAAUAGAACUUUAACAAUAAUUCAGCUCAUUAUACUUAGAGAAAGAGGGGUUGUGCGUUUGAUUCCAAUGACAUUAUAACUGUAAGUAGAUAAUUAUAUAUCCUGACUUUGCAUUUACGUGUUAAGAAUUUUGCAGGGCCUACCUUGUGCGUUUAAUGUAAAUAUUCUACUUCUUGCUGCUUGGUGUUGAGUUAAUAUGUUUACUAUGUGAUCUAAACUGUCAAGCAGUUGCCAUAUUUUAACCAUUCCUUAGUUAAUUAGUGGUUUUAGUUUUUCAUGAACUAUGAUUUAACAAAAAAUAAUCUGCAUCUGACUGUCCAGUUGCAAAGCUAUAUUUACAGUUAUAAUGUAAUUAAAUGUAAACUUCUUAUACUGAAUUUAAGACAGCAUACAUUGUUUACCUUAUUUUGUGAUUAAUUAAAACAUUUUGUUACAUUGA